AUGACAGCAAAAUAUCAGAGGGUUGCCAGUCCACAUGAGCACACAUUCGACUGGAUUUUUGAAAAGAACGGAGACUUUCGUCCACUGGAUAACCAUCUCUCAUCCAUGACUUUGGAAAGCGACGAGAACAAAAGCUUUGAGGAGUGGAUGAGAAGCCAGACACAGAAGAAGAGCAACAUGAAGAACCUUUACUGGAUCGUUGGCAAAGCAGGAUCAGGAAAAUCGACCCUAAUGAAGCAUGUUUUCCAGCAUCCAAAGACGGAUCAGAGCCUCUCACAUUGGAAAGGGACAAGUCAGCUUUUGAAGGCAGCGUACUUUUUCGAACGCGGGCAAAGCAGUGAGGAACGCCUCUUGCAGACAUUGCUCCAUCAGGUUCUCGCCCAUGACCAGUCAAUUAUUGUCAAGGUUUACAAAGAGCGCUGGGAGCAGUUUUCAAAGUUCAAAGACAUCCGGGAGAAGCGACCUGAUCCACCUGCGAAAAGUAAAUUCCCAAAAUUUGACAAGAAUGGCAUUGAUUUGGAUAUCUUGGGACUGGACGAUCUGUUCAAUGCUCUCAACAGGACUGCGAAACUGAUCUGUGCUUCUACCAAGCUGUUCUUUCUUAUCGAUGGCCUCGACGAGAUAGUUGGCGUUGAUGAGAGCUCCUCGGAGGACCAGAGGACAGCCUACGAAAAGUGCCAAUCACUCUCAAAGAUCAUUUCGGAAAUUGCGAAAAACGAAAACAUCAAGAUCUGCAUAUCGAGUCGGCCGCAUCUUGGGUUCGAAGACGAAGAAGGGGGGCUAGAGGGAUGCUCGAGGCUAGAGUUGGAGAAAGUGACUGGGCCAGAUAUUACGUGCUAUGUCGACUCGCAGCUUGGUCAGAAUAAAGGCUUCGCUCAACUAGCGAAAAACGAUCCCCAAGCAGCAGAUGAGAUAUGCCAAGACAUCAAAGACAGGGCCUCAGGCAUGUUUUUGUGGGUUUCCCUCGUUGUCAAGCUACUCAUAGAUGGUAUAAACCACCGAAGUCGGCUGCAUGACCUAAAGCACAAGGUUCGACUGCUCCCAAAAGAGUUGACCGGAGAAAGUGGGCUAUACAUGCAAAUGCUGAGAAGCGUCGGACAUGGUCAAUUCCUUGAAAGAGCGAGGAUAAUCUCAAUCCUCGCCCAGUCCUUUCAGAUAGACAUCGCCCUCAGCCCGCUUCUACUCGACUUCGCAGAAGAGGUAGACGCUAUCGAGGAUCUGAUUGAGGAAAAAAAUCUGAAGAAAUUCAAUGCAGAGCGUAGCUUGCAACGAGUCAAAGACAGACUAAAAGGCUGUUGUGGAGGCAUUUUCGAGGUGAGGAGUAUUGCCCCGCUGUCCAAGAACGGAAUGACGCAUGACAUUUACAACGAUUACGUUGUGGAUGCGGUACACGGAACUGUCUGGGAGUUUCUUGCCGAACCUGAAGCCGCGAUGGAACUAAGCAAGUUUCCACCCGACAUGUCUGUACUUGGUCCCCGCACUUCACUUGUCCGAGCGGCUAUUUUAAGUCUUCAUUUUAUUCCACCCACUGUCAAGAAGAAUCGCAAAGAGCGAAGCAAGCUCUGUCUCGAUUUAGUCAGCAGUUUGUUGUUCGCUGUGGAGUACUCAUUCUCGUGGAACCAGGAGACAGGGGAAGAUCAACACGCAUUAGGACAAUGGGAAAGAGAAGGUGUUCAACUCUUCAGCAAGCUGAUCUCUGUGUUCGAUCAAGUUGGUAGCAAAGCACAUGAGAAGACACGAGGCUUCUUCGAGAGUUCAGGAAGACAUUGGAUCUACCUAGUGGACGAGAAACUGUUUACCUACUUUGACGACUACGAGUCCUAUAUGAUAUCAUGGCUCCUAGAGGCUCGCAUUAUAUUCUGUGCCGAGUAUCUCUUGUUCGAUGAUGAGUACAAGAAGGUUUACAACAAGAACAAAUCGCCAAUAUCUCAUGCGAUAUUCCAAUAUCUGAACAUAGAAUCUGCAACCGAGCUUGAAACACGAACACUUCGACGCAUCAUCUGCCGACUCUUGCAAGAGAAAAGACACCGCACUAUAGUAACAUCGCCGUUCAAGGAAGGGGAUAUCAGGUAUAAACCACUUUGGGUGGAAAUAGUACAAUACAACGACUUCGAGCCAAGCGCAACCGCACACAGGAUUCGCUAUCUUGAGCUAUUGGAACUGUUAAUUGAAAACGUCCCAAACCUUUUGGAAACACCACUCGGAAAGGCACGCAACGUUGCAAACCGACUGGUUCUCUUCGAUGAUGUUGCGGAUAAGAGGAAUGAGAUACGUCAGAUGAUCGAGCCGACCUUGAAGAAGCAGGAAUCUUUAUGCAUUACUAUGUAA
Messenger RNA from Alternaria arborescens, 2328 nucleotides. RefSeq lists its product as hypothetical. NCBI's taxonomy places the organism in Eukaryota, Fungi, Ascomycota, Dothideomycetes, Pleosporales, Pleosporaceae. Bases 1 to 2328 code for a protein of 775 amino acids. The transcript has 2 exons. The record is from RefSeq and is a predicted model, not a curated record.